UAAUAUAUAAUGUAAUCUGGAAACAAUAUUUUUGUUUUCACUCAACAAGACUUCUAAAAAUGUUUUGUUGUGAAUUUGAACCCACCUUUGGGUCAAGGACAUGAUGCGAGAGUUUAUUUGGCUAUGCAUAAGAAAACGGGAGAAAUGUUUGCUUUAAAAGUGUUAACAAAUUUGUCGUAGGAUCACAUAAAAAAUCUCCAGCGAACGAAAUACAAAUUCUUAAAUGCAUAGAUCAUGCAGGGACAGUUUUGUUGAAAGGGUACGCUUAAGAUUACACCUGCGUUCUAUUGGAGUACAUGCCAAAUGACACAUUCUUAAAAGUCUUGAAGAAAGGUCCAUUCCAAUUGUCGUUUGCUAAGACUUUGGCAGCCUAUCUGACAAGAGUACUAGUCACCCUCCACACAGCUUUGAUAGCCCAUUGCGACAUAAAGCCAGAGAAUAUUUUAAUAGCCGCAGAUUACAAUUUGAAACUUUGUGAUUUUGGCUUUGCUCGCGUCUGUAACGAACCCUUAAGACCUCCUGGAGGCACUCCUGGAUACACAGCACCUGAGAUGUACGUUACUCCAUAGGUAAACCUAUUUAAGUGUGACGUUUUUGCAUUGGGUGUAGUGUUAUUUAUUGUAGUCAUGGGAUUCCCCCCCUUUCAAAAUAAUGACCCUAAUGUGAAAGAUGGAUGGUGGGGUUUAAUCCAGAAUAAGCAAUUCGAUAUUUUCUGGAGCAAAUGCGAGUCAUUUAGACAAUAGCAAUUUCCAUAAGAAUUCAAGAACUUGAUAAUGUCUAUGUUGGAAUGCGAUCCAGAAAAACGGAUAUCUUUGCAGUAAGUGUUGGAACAUGAAUUUUUAUAGAAUGGAGCCUCAGAGGAGGAGGUGUUACAGGAAAUUGAGAAACGAGUUAAGGAAUGA
Messenger RNA from Paramecium tetraurelia, 902 nucleotides. RefSeq lists its product as uncharacterized. Gene Ontology annotation, cellular component: cytoplasm; nucleus. The transcript is spliced from 2 exons. Gene Ontology annotation, molecular function: ATP binding; protein serine/threonine kinase activity. Gene Ontology annotation, biological process: protein phosphorylation; mitotic DNA damage checkpoint signaling. NCBI's taxonomy places the organism in Eukaryota, Ciliophora, Oligohymenophorea, Peniculida, Parameciidae. The record is from RefSeq and is a predicted model, not a curated record.